CCCCCCCCCCUGACGGAGGUCCUGCUCUGGCUCACCAUGGUGCCGACCGUCCGGCUGCUGGUGUCGCUGUCUCUGCUGGCCAGACUGCCCUGCGGAGCGGGACAACUCCCUGAGGAACCAUUACCUGGUGAAGAGGCAAACUUCUGCCCGUGGCACGGCGAAUGGUACCCGCCCGACCCGUCGGUCCCGAUAUACACGUCGACCGCCAAGUGCAUGGUCGUCCACUGCCUGCUGCAGCGGGGCGUCGCCAGGGUCAACCUCACCUUUGUCGGAGGAGAGAGCGCCGUCAACUGUUGCGAACAUAACGGUGAGCUAUACACCCAAGGCGAAAUUGAAUACCACGGCAACUGCAAAAACCUCAUAUGCACCGAAGCUGGUUGGGAGCCAUACUCCACCUUGGCUCCUCUCGACGAAGUGCCCUGUCCGCCGGGCAGCGUGUCCGUGUGGUCGGGCAGGCGGCGCCGCUGCGUCACCGUGCUCCCCACCACAGCCAGCUUCAGCGCGGCGCGCGCGCAGUGCCGCCAGCUGGGCGGCCGGCUGGCGGCGCCGUUCGGCGGGGGCGGCCGGCGCGACACUGAGCUGCGGACCGCCCUGGAACCCGUCAACGGGUGGCUGGAGGCGCGCGGCGGUGACGCCCCGCUGAGAUGGCCGAACCGCCUCCAUCCCGAGCGGCUCUGGUAUGACGACAACCGCGUCCUGCCCGCCGACGCGGUCGGCUGUCUGGGCUACCGGUUCACCAACAGCACCGGCGGCUGGUUCGAGUACUCGUGCUCGGAGGAGCUGCAGCCCAUCUGCGCGGCCAUACCGCCUCAGAGCUGCCUGGUGAGCAUGUGCCUGGUGGGCGAGUCGCUCCGGGAGCACGGCAGCACGCUCUCGCAGCCGGCGCCGUGCCUCACCGUCCGCUGCUGGCACGGCCACCGCCAGCUCGAGCAGGACCCCACGUGCUGCGCACUGGCGAUCCAGACCGAAGGCAAUCCCGAGAUGCGUCUCCUACCGCCCGGAAACCACGUUGUGGGUCAACAGAUAUGCACCUGCCAGAGCGCGGAGUUGAGCUGCGUCGAGCAACUGUCCGAUUGUACACAGUAAACAAAUCUUACAAGCCCCUUGCAAGAAAAUCGCCGGCGCAAAAAUGAGCAUAACUCGAUUGUAUUUGGAUAUAGCUACUUUUAUAUGGUGUGAUCAAGGGAUUAUUCCCGAAACACAUGUGUAACCAAUUUUAAUAUAAAAAAAAACAACACGCUCCCAUUGCCUUUCCCAUUUAUAUCAAGUCAUGAACGGUCACCAUCAGUUUUUUUUGGCUAUAAUUUUUGUUAGAGACGUGCUAGAGCUGUGAAAACACGUCCGAUGUGUUCAGCUCGACGAUACGGAUCGACCGAUAUGCAACAUGACCCUUUUACAGUGUACGUACGUCACUCUUUUUCCCGUGAUCAGCGUGGUACCUCGCAAAGCAGCAGUGAUCGCAGACUUGGUGCAGCAAACCGGAAAUGGGGUUGGGGUGGGUUAAGGGGGUUAAAAAUGAGUAAGAUGCGGUCAUGGUUUUGUAUUUUAAUUCAUUUCGUGAAUAUAAACGUCUUUUUUGUUUGAAAGUCGACUAUUAAUUUUGGUGGUCGUUUUGAAAAUAAAUGGUGAACAAAUUGAACAAUCAUUUUCUUUGCAGCAGCUUUUAAGCGUGCCUAUUUGUCAGACAGUCGACUUUGUCAGUGCGUAAUUAAUUUGCCCAAUCCGAAAUUCCAACUGACAUUUUAGUCAGGUGCGUCGUUGGAAUGAGCUCGAAUAAGGUUGACA
Molecule: messenger RNA, 1785 nt
Organism: Amphibalanus amphitrite
Lineage: Eukaryota; Metazoa; Arthropoda; Thecostraca; Balanomorpha; Balanidae
Exons: 7
Coding region: 37-1086 (349 amino acids)
Source: RefSeq, a predicted model, not a curated record